Molecule: messenger RNA, 907 nt
Organism: Eublepharis macularius
Lineage: Eukaryota; Metazoa; Chordata; Lepidosauria; Squamata; Eublepharidae
Gene: CISD2
Product: CDGSH iron sulfur domain 2
Exons: 3
Coding region: 207-614 (135 amino acids)
Biological process (GO): autophagy of mitochondrion; regulation of autophagy
Cellular component (GO): intracellular membrane-bounded organelle; mitochondrial outer membrane
Molecular function (GO): 2 iron, 2 sulfur cluster binding
Source: RefSeq, a predicted model, not a curated record
UCCCUUUCCGGGCCGGGCUCAGUGCAGCAGCAUCCUGCGCGCAUGCUCCCUGGAGGGAGAGGGCUCUUCUCGGAGAGGAAAGGGAAAGGGCAAAGUCGAACCUGGCAUGAAAGCGCCUCGCGGGGGCGGGAGGUAGCCGAGCCGCGCCCCCCCCCCGCUCUGCCCGCCUUCCCUGCAUCGGCAGGAGCCGCCGCGCGAGCCCCGCCAUGGUGCUGGAUAGCCUGGCCCGCAUCGUGAAAGUGCAGCUGCCCGCCUACCUCAAGCGCCUGCCCCUGCCGGAGAGCAUCAGCGGUUUCCUCCGGCUGACAGUUUCAGAAUGGUUACGGUUGCUGCCUUUCCUGGGUGUCCUUGCCCUGCUCGGAUAUCUUGCUGUUCGUCCAUUCCUUCCAAAAAAGAAACAGCAGAAGGAUAGCUUGAUUAAUCUCAAAAUCCAGAAGGAGAAUCCGAAAGUAGUGAAUGAAAUCAACAUCGAGGAUCUGUGUCACAGUAAGGCAGUGUACUGCAGGUGUUGGCGCUCGAAAACGUUCCCUGUCUGUGAUGGCUCUCACAAUAAGCACAACGAGUCAACAGGAGACAAUGUGGGUCCAUUAAUACUCAAGAAGAAAGAAGUCUAGCAAACCCUUAACUAAACCAUGACUGAAAAAGGGGUGUAUUUCUACCCCAUAUGUGGUAGUGCUUUCAGCCUAAGAAUUGCUGUAGUCUUGACUUUUGAUAUCUUUUUAGGUUUCUUUAGAUUUAUAGACUCUUCUAAAUAUGUGAUAUUUUGUAUAAUCUGAAAAAUAAUGUCUAACAUUACAAGAAUGCCCCCCUAAAAAUUGGUGUCAAUCAGUGUAACAGAAUGACCAUUCCCAGAAUUUCUGUUUAACCUAUUUGGUAUGAACAUCCUUUAAUAAAACAUUAGACGAUA